GGGGCGCACGCGCCGUAUUGUACUACCGAAAUGAAAAUUGAUACAGAACGAGUAAUCAUUGAAGUUCAUCUGCGGCCCGUUUUGUGGGAUAAACGCAAUGAAUUAUACAAAAACAGGGACGCGAGGGAGGCUGCAUGGAGAGAUAUUUUGAAGGAAUUGGCACCUAACUACGAAAAUUUGAGCGAAGAGGAAAGAAAAGUGGCGGACAAGAAAAUACAACAACGCUGGCGAACAGCAAGGGACACUUACCAUAAAGACAAGAUAUCUGAAAAAAAUCAGCCAUCCGGCUCUGGGAGUAAGAAGAAGAAGAAAUAUUCUUACUAUGACAUUUUGACUUUCUUAGACAGUACAACGGAAACUGCUGGAGAAGAGUCACUCUGUGAAGAAAUGUCUGAACAAAGUAAUUUAGAAACACCUAAUGAGUCCACGCAACCAGGUACUUCACGUCAAGAAAGUUCUCAACUAACAUCACAACGUAAUUUAGAAACACGUAAUGAGUCCACGCAACCAGAUACUUCACGUCAAGAAAGUUCUCAACUAACAUCACAACGUAAUUUAGAAACACGUAAUGAGUCCACGCAACCAGAUACUUCACGUCAAGAAAGUUCUCAACUAACAUCACAACGUAAUUUAGAAACACGUAAUGAGUCCACGCAACCAGAUACUUCACGUCAAGAAAGUUCUCAACUAACAUCACAACGUAAUUUAGAAACACGUAAUGAGUCCACGCAACCAGAUACUUCACGUCAAGAAAGUUCUCACCCAACAUCAAAACAAAAACAAGUAAAAUCUAAAAAGCAAGCACCAUCUGAAUUUGAGGCACAGUUAUUAGAAUGCUUAAAGUCUAAUCAACUGGAGCUAGAAACAACAACAUCGUCUACAGGCGAAAGAAAUGUCAACGCUCAGGAUACAAAUUUACAAAGAAAUGAAUGA
Messenger RNA from Bicyclus anynana (squinting bush brown), 933 nucleotides. RefSeq lists its product as uncharacterized. The transcript has 3 exons. The coding region runs from base 31 to 933 and encodes 300 amino acids. The record is from RefSeq and is a predicted model, not a curated record. Gene Ontology annotation, biological process: regulation of transcription by RNA polymerase II. NCBI's taxonomy places the organism in Eukaryota, Metazoa, Arthropoda, Insecta, Lepidoptera, Nymphalidae. Gene Ontology annotation, cellular component: nucleus; transcription regulator complex.